Fundulus heteroclitus (mummichog) is the source of this 5316-nucleotide messenger RNA. RefSeq lists its product as uncharacterized. Lineage: Eukaryota; Metazoa; Chordata; Actinopteri; Cyprinodontiformes; Fundulidae. The transcript is spliced from 4 exons. Bases 381 to 4178 code for a protein of 1265 amino acids. The record is from RefSeq and is a predicted model, not a curated record.
GAGGAGGAGGCUAUCUGAAUCCAGGGCACUAUCCUGCUGCAGGGCAGUCCUCCUCACUCACCUCGCCUCUCAUCUCACCCUUCUCCGGCUCUCCUCUUUCAUCCGGAUACCACACGCCAGUAUUUUUCUCCCCAGCCAAACCUCGUCCCAGUCAGAGCCAAUCGCUACGCUGUUCCCCUCCCCAUGUCAUCCAGCCAAGACAUUACUCCCAAACACAGAGCCUGAGGCUGUCUCCUCCUCAUGAGCUCAGAAGGUCGCCCUACAGGGCCCCCCUGGUCCAGCUGUCUGCUCAUGACCUGGAGCAGGACCUCAGGGAGCGAGGAGGCGGGUGGGGCCGCAGCGAGCGGGACAGGGACUGGGAAAGAGAGCGGGAGCGAGAGAUGGAGCGGGGAUGGGCUCAGCGGGAGUGGGAGAGAGAGAGGGAGAGGGGGAGGCUCGAGAGGGAGAGAGCCCGAGAACGGGAGAGAAGGGAGACAUCCACUUUUGGGACCUUUGGAUACGUCGGACCGGUUCCUCUACGUUCAGACAGAGACUCUGUGUUUAUAGAGUCCGACCACGGUUUGGACACAACACCCCUGCUGCUCCCCCAGCCCUCCCCCUCUCCCUCCCCCAGCGCUGCUCCCAGGAUGGGCACUGGAGCAGUGGGCAGGAACAGAGCUGGGUCUAAGGUUGGCCCUGAAGGCGUCGGUGGUGGGGGGGUGCCUAGGUGCGACAGCGUGAGUUUGGUGUUGGUGGACAGUAAAUCGGGGUGUGGACCCAGGUUAAUCAGUGAAGUCAUGACUGGAAACAUCUCUGAGGCAGAAAUGAGAGCAGGACACCAGGAGCACCAUCGAGCCGAGAGCUUAAAUAAACACAACAACGGCUCCAGGUCUAGUGUGAAGAACGUACCUGAGAAGAGGAUGGGCUCUCAGGUGAAGACACGGCCAGGAGGUCGGGAUCUGGAAGGAAAAGUGCAGUCUGGGAUGGAGAAUAAGGACGGAUAUAAAGGAGUCACAAAAAGCAUGGAGAAAACCGGCGCAGCUAUGACUCGACAAGAACGUGUACCUGAACACUCGAACACUGAGAAGACGGCUGGUCCUGCAGACAAAGCUCAGGUCCAAGCUGCUCUUGAUCCUGAGACCAAGCAUGAUCCAGGAGUUAACAUUAACUUCCAACAGGCUGGAACAGACGCCGAACCUAAACCAAAAUCUACUGUUGUAACGUGUGAGUCCAGUGUAGAAGCUAAAGCUGACUCUAAGAUUGCUUCUGGUUCUAAGCCAGAGGAUGGACCAGAAGCAGGGAUCAGUCAUGGAGGCGUAAAAGAGAGCGAGACUGCCAACCAUGCUGAAACUCCAGGGGAACCUCAGGUCAGCCCCGUGGCUGGAGAAAACCCUGAAGCUGUUCCUGAAGCUGCUCCUGAAGCUGCUCCUGCAGACCAAGAAGAGGAAAAAUGUGAAGAUUCUGGUAAAACAAAAUCAGGUCAUGCUGUGAAAAGCUCAAGAUCCAAAUCUAAAUCCUCCAAGUCCUGCUCCAGGUCUCGACCAGGCACCGCCACAGGAAUGCGUCCAGGAGUGCUAAGCCCCCGAGAAAACAAGAGGUUUGGAGACUUUGAAUCAGCCGGCCCACCUGAGGGCACCGAGUCCACCUGGCCUCGCAGAAUCAUGGUCCGAAAGAGGACUGUCCGUCAGGGCGGGGCGCUCCACAACCUUCCCAUCCUUCCCCCACUUCCUUCGGUCUUGUCAGCACUGGAGAAGAGGCAUCCGCACCUGCGGCACGGCUCAGAGAACCCCUUAUCAAGUCUGAUGAACCCCAUCGUAGGGCGAUGCUCACUGAGGGAGCCCGCUCACCCAGAGCCCGGUCAGGGGAGCGGCUUGGUAGGCCGGGCCUCCCUGAGGGAGCAGAACCUUGAGCACUGGAGGGUCUGCAGGGAGCAAGAGGAACCUAGGAGAUCCAGAAGCCGGGAGAAACGAGGGGAGCAAAGUAAGGAGAAGACAGAGAAAGAGGAAAAGAAAGGAAAGGAGGAGAAGAGAGAAGAGACUCUAAAUGCUCAGAAGGUUGUUGUGAUGGACACCGAGCAAGACAAAGUGGAAAGAAAUGUGGAAGAAAUAAUUCAGAGAGAUGUUACCAAAAAUAAGGAACUGAAAAAAGACAUAGAUGCAGAAAUAAAGCCAGAAAAAGUGAAGGAUGAAGGAGUCCAGGUUAAGGUUUUUACAAAAGAGCUACAGGAACAAGAUGUGGAGCUGGAAACAAAGCUAGCGCCAGAGGAAGGUGAGCUGUUUGGAAGAGAAGGAGUGACUCCUGGAGAGGAAGGAGGUGUGGAGGGUUGGGAUGUUGUCCUUGACAUGGUCAACACUCUUUGGGACGACAGCUGGGAGAAACGUGAAGCAGGCAAAGGAGAUCCAGAUUCCCCUCUAGGCUCCCUGCAGCGUUGGCCUCUCCUCCGACCACCGAUCGGCUUUGGGGGCUCCCACCCUCCGUCCUCAGCAGCCUCUGAGCUCAGCCUGACGGAGUUAGAGAGGAGGGCCAGGGAGCUGGACUCUGACCUGGAACACCUGGACCUGUCACAGCCUCACAGGGAUGGAUACCCAACCCUGCUGGAAGCGGGGAAGGAACGGGCCGACAUGUACCAAACACACCCGGGGCCCCAAAGAGACAAGGCUCCCCUUCACACAGGAGUGAGCAGCAGAUCCCAGGUCAGUUUGGAGCUGAGUGCAAUGACUUUGACACCACCAGAUACUGACAGGUCAACUAGUGACUGGUCAGCUAAAUCUGCAAGCACACCCGCUGUUGGACCGAGCUCCAAUAAGGAGGACAGCUCUCCGGACUCCAACCUGACGCUGGAGUCUGACUCCAGUGGCGUCUUUCUCUCGUUAUCCAAUCAGAGCCAGGAGGACGGUGGGUCUGACAGUGACCAGCCAAUCAGCGGGUCUGAACUGGGCAGCAGCAACACAUCGCUGGAGAAAGAUGGGGAUGAUGGGGGCUUGAAGGAGUGGGGAAGGGAGGAGAGCUCAGAGCUCCAGUGGUGCUAUCCGUCACUCCUCAACACCCCCUCAUACGAAGACCUGGAUGGACGUGGUGUUGAAGAGGCGGUAGGAUGCGGAGAGCCCGGCUCAAACGAGGAGGAGGAGGUAAAAACAGCUUCCAUCAGGAAGACCCCAACAAAGCAAUCAGACAUUAUGGCCUCAUUUAAGGCCCCACAAAGGGGAGAGGCCCCCCCCAGGAAAAAAGUGACCCUUAUGGGAGUAGACCCGCCUCUUCCUCUUUCUCCUUCGAAGCAACAAAUCAAACACCUUCUAGAUCCCUACCAGAAACCUCUCAGGAGCUCAGGACUGGACUGUGGGGACGUGGAUCCCUUCGUCCAAUCAGAUAGCUUUGUUUAUCUGGCUGUGUCAGCACGACCUCCCUGCAAAGGUGAAGCUGCUUCAGUUAAAGAACUUUCCUCCCAUGAUGCAAAGCGCCCUAAUGUAGAGAAACAGACGGAGCGCAGCGAAGCACAUGUUGAGCGAGCAAACAUGGAGGCCGACACCAAGCUGACACGCCUGAGCCCUCAGAGACCAGAGGAAGGAGACUUCCUCUGCACUGACAGCUUCGUCUACCUGGCUGCUCCAGCCUGCCUCCUGCUGGGCCCUGCAGGAACUACAUCCUACAGUGGCAAGGAGUCAGACUCUGAGAGUUCUGGUUCUGGUCCGGUUGAUGUCUCGGUUCUGGGAUGUGGCUCGGUGGCAGGGGACAGCGACUGGGACUCGGACCUGUCUGACUCCGACCCCAGCCGCUCCUCAAGAAUCUCCGGCUGUGGCUUAAAGUCUGCUGGAGCGGGUCGGUCCAGGAAAGGCCCGGCUAAGUGUGACUGGGACAUGUUUGGAGACGCUACUGAAGCCGAGGUGCUGGGGGAGCUCUUCACAGAGCACGACAGGUGCAACAACGGCAGAAAGGUCACCAGCAGCAUGUCAGCGGCAGCAGAGACCCCGAUGGAACGUCGCUCCGAGUCUCCGCCGGUGAACCCAGAGACGUCAUCAGAACCGCUGUCGAGCACAAAGAAGGUGACGUGGCAGUUCAAACCCGCUCAGAGGUCCGUUUGCACCGGAAGCAGGAAGGAGAAGGAGCCGCCAAGAUUCCCAGAAAGGGGAGGAGGUGACGGCCAUCGGCCCUCCCCUUCAUCCUCAUCAUCUUCGUCUCCGUCCUCCUCAUCCUCAGGCUGAUUCCUCAGAGGAACGUUGCUUUGGCUCUUCGGGGAAGGAGCUGAAGAGCCAACAGGUAGAAAAGAACCUGAUGUUUGAUUUGUUUUCUUUUGCAUCUAGUUGCUGCAGUUGCCUUCUUCAGCCUUGUACAAGCUGCAUAAAAGUUGUUGCUUUUUUCUUAGAAUAGUGGACAGAUUCUCAUUUAUAAUAUAGUUCAGUUUGAUGUAAGUCUGAGUGAGGCCACGUUUUGGGAAAACAGGGUGAAAUGACUCAUUUUAUCUUCAUUUAUUCUCUAAACAGUUGUUUUGGGCUUUGAUCUGUUAAAUAAAGCGUGCGUUAUGUGAACAAGCAGAAGGAAAUCCCUGUCAGCAUCACGGUUGAUGCUGAUCACAUCCAUUACUCUGCUAUUCUGCUUCUCCAUGCUUAAUGUGUAUUUUAUAAUCAUAUCCAACUUUACAGUGUAUUUAAAAGUGUUUAAUAAUAUAUUUUGAUCUUUGAGAUAUAGAAAAACCCAUAUAUAAAUACCCACAUAUAGACACAUGCAAUGAAUGUGCACAGAGAAAUGUUUUAUUCUUCAUCUAGACUCUGAUUGUGAAUGUUAUGAUGGAGCAAUAUGCUGGAGAUUCAUGCUAUCUUUGUUUAUUUGUGGCCAUAUUUAGCCUAAUGCAGCCGGCUUCUGAUUGAGGAGGCACAUUCCCUCAUCGGACCAACGUUUCUCUACAUCCAGCCUCCAGUUUGAUAAACAAGCAGGAACUUUGGGAUGUGGCUGUGAGCAGUUUUAUAUUUUUUACUGCUCUAGUGGCUUUUUUACAUAAUUGUCCUGCUAUGUUCUCACUGCAAAUUAAAAAUAAAGUGAUAUAACUACAGUUGAGCUCAGCUGCUUCCAUCAACCCAUAAUGGACAUGAGUAUCGCAUUAAUCCAGGGUGGAAUGAUUAUACAGCCCACCGCUGCAAAGACUAAUGGCUGCACUUUCUCUGAUCCACACAGGGUCAUAAUUAUACAUACAGGCUCAAAUACACGCAUACAUUCAGUUGAAUUUUUAAUAUGCCGGGCGAUUCAAUAAUAACCUUUGCCUUGACUUUGCCACGGCCAGCUAGCAUCUGGGUGGUGAUCAUAACUGACUGCAGCUGGUAGAAGCAUCACUGGAGCAGCACUGGA